CUCGUCGAGAUCAAUGUAAGUCAGACUGCACAGAAGACCGCUCGUUUUGAUAAAAAAAAAAAAUAGGUUGUAGCUCUUUGUGUUGCCACGGUUAAAAAGAGGGAUGGUUUGCAAUGUGACAAACAUUCAAUUCGCGACAAUAAACAUAACGGAACACCUUGAAGUGUCAUCUUCAUGUGUGUAACAUCUGUACAUUCGGACGAGUCUCGUAUCUCCGGCCGCCGGACUUCCAUACUCCAAGGUGGACUUUUUGUCCCGCUGGACGCCCAGCAGCACCAGGUCAGGAGGAGGUAAGAAGAAAUGAACAUACUAGACUUCUAAAGUUCAGGUGAAUUCAAAAGUUUGGUCAUGUUCAAAGGUGACAGUUUUGAUUGAUGUGAUAAAUUGCAUUGCUCAUUGCAUUGUGUACCUAAUUCAAUGAAGGUGGUCAUCUUUAAUACAAAGUGAAAUAUUUUAUUUCAUCUUUUUAGUCAAUUUUAAAGGGUCACUGACAUGAGUUUUCAACUUUGCUUAAAUAUGUUAAAUAUUUUUUAUAAUUAUGUUCUAUGUUGUUGUUUUUUUAAAUCGAACUUUAAAUUAGUAAAAUCUACAUUUUUGAACCUGCCGUCCACCAUUUUGGGAAUCAUCUUCUUCGACUAAGGGCGUUUGCCAAGUGACGUCAGCGCAGUCAAACUUCACAAGUAAACAAACAUGAGAGAGUGGACGAGAUAGAAGAUGUUUAGUGAUUAUAGCAAAGAUUUGAGGGAUGUGUCGUUAGUUUUCAGAGAGGAAGAAACACGUGGAGAUGAACUAGAGAACUUGCAGAACAUGGGAUUAAGCCGUAUUGAUUAGAACCAAAGACGAUGGGAAUAUAUGUCUGAUGCUGAGGUGUUCGAUGACAAAGACAUGAGAUGAAGAUUGGUCGGCUUCAAACACAAAAUGGGAAGUGUAAAUGACCUUGGAGUUGCUUAUCCUUCAAAUAUCGUUUUAAAUCGGCUUCUUAAUUAAGGUAAAGGGCUUUUUUGAGCCUUUUUAUUGUUCAAGGAAAAAUUGCACUUUUUUGGAAUGUUGCCCUCCCCAAUUCGUAGUAAGACAUGAACACACGUCUUUCUCUUUUCUGUGUGUAACCCUUUAAGUACCUGACUGAGCAGGAAGGUCCACUUCUCUAUCAUCUGUAAAUCUACGAGUUCCAAAUGAUCUCAAAUCAAGACUUAGGGUUUCAGUGUCUUCAGAUUCAUAAGGAGGUUGUCAGUGACAUCUCUACAUAGCGAGAAUAAUACCUCCAAACACAAGAGACACCAAGAUUUAAAAAACAAUGCAGUAUAUAUUUUUUUCAAACGCAAGUCAACCCUAACAACCCAAGUCUGGAAGACGUGGACAUGAACAAGUCACAAGAAAAAAAGAAAAAGUCCCGUGUUAAGUUUGUCUUUCAAGUUCCACUGUCCUUUCAGCUAAAAGCAGCUGUGGUCAGUUUUCACCUUUGAUGUUCAAAGUGUUGAACUAUUCAUUUAGGGCUUAGAUGCAUCAGUUUUUAUAUUUUUUUUGUACAUUUUUUGAUUUGUACAAUUGUCUUUGUGUCAGGCCUGACAAAAAACGAGUGCUCUUAGAUCUCAGGUAAAAAGGGGAAGGAAACUCUCCUACUUCCUACCACCCUCCUGGGAAGAGGGGAAUAUCGGAGUUGAACUUGUCCAGUGAAGUCUUGUCAGACUGCAUCCAGUCCGUGGUUAGCACAGCUCUGAUCUUUGGAAUUUCAGUCCAACAACAACAAAAAAAAAAACAGCCAGGAUUUUCAAAACAUUAAGAAACACCGAACACCGCUACGUAAAAAACAUUUGUUCUAUGGAGCAAACGUGCCAAAGUGCUGAAAUCAAUGCACAGAGUGAACUCUCUUCUUACCUGUUUGGAUGGGGGGAGGAAGAAAACAGACACAAAAAUCUAUGGCCUUCAUUUUCAUUGAUUGUGUGAUCAAUGAAUGUAUUUAUCAUCCCAGGCCUGGCGCCUAAGAGACAGUUGUUUUCUGAACGAGAGAUCUUGUGACACGAGGUCUUGUGACACCCCUAGUUGUCAGCAACAGGACCACAAAACCACAAAAACAAUAUGUCACACCUCAUCUUGAAACUUGUUUUUACAACCAUAAUUGGACACCACAGUAGAAGCAUGUGAUUUCUCCCAGCCAAUCAGAACAAACAUAAAUAACCAUCAAAUCUUACUCUUCAAAAAGAAUGGCAAACAAAUGAUAUAAUACUUCCAUGUCACAUACAGUUGAAGCUGCUUGCCUCAACACCCCUCAGACUGGCUGACUGAAGACGACAUAAGCGGUUCCGCUGCGCUCAUUUCCUUUUGAGUCUGGACUCCAACGACAAAGAUUUCGUACCUGCACCAAUCUUAGUGCAGGUACGAAAUCUUUGUCGUUGGAGUCAAGACAAAUGGAGUGCACUACUUGGCUGCACCCAGCAGAGGCGCUGUUGAGUCAGCCCCAACUAGAUUACUGUCUAAAGCAAGAGCACUUAUCCGACUUGAACCAAAUCUAUUGGAGACGCUGUAAUGUCAAACCAAGUUUAAUCCGGAUCUGCUCUGGAUCGCACCUUGUAGUUUGUAGUUGUAGCUUGUAGUUUGCAGGACUAAUCUAAGAGUUUUGUGUGUUAGUGCGUGCAGGCGUGUGUGUCAGUUUCACACAGGUGAGGGAGAUGGAGAUCGAGUGCCUCCAGAAGAAGAACGUGGCGAUGGCCAAGCUCAGAGAAGAGAUCGAGAAGAAGCAGAAGAGCCUCAGGAUGGAGUGCGAGGCGUUUGAGAAGCAGAGAGCACGGAAUCUGGCUCACUUUGAGGACUACAAGAAAGAAGAAACCAGGAAGCUGCAGAGGGAACGCAAACUGUUUGAGAAACACGCCACGGCCGUGCGAGCCACGCCCAACAGGAAAGAACGAACGGAGAUCCAGGUGCUGAAGGAGCAGCUGAGCUCCCUGCAGGAGGAGCUGAGGAAGGAGGAGAGCAGCUGGUUGUGCACGUACACUCGCCUUCUCCAUCAGAUUGGCUCUCUCAGCCAGGAGAAUCUCGAGCUGAAGGACCAACGGCUUCGUGUCAUAUCCUUGCUAAAGACGUCUUUGGAAGCAGAGAGCAACACUAAAUAUGUGUCUUCUGUUAGCAAAGGAGACAAACUGGCUAGUCCUCUGGACUCCAGAGGGAGCGUCGCCCCUCCAAGCUGCAGUACUGCAGCGGCCGCUAGAGGGAGCUCCAAGGACAGCAGGCAUCCUGACCACGAGCCCAAAGCAAUGGAGAACAGUCUAAGAAAGCCUUCCGAGGCAGGCCCCUCAUCAUCGUCAUCAUCACAGAGGUCUGCCAAACAGAACGUGUCCACCAGCCAGCCUAUUCCAGCACAUUCACAUAGCUGCUCCCCGCCAAGAGCCGUGAGGCCAAGUAAACCAACCAAAUGCAGCGAGGAAGAAGAUGCUCAGGAGGUCAUCAUGUAUCCUGAUGGCGAGGUGGAGAAGUUCCUGGCCAGCGGUGCUUACAUCGGCAUCUUCCCCGACGGGACCAGGACCAAGCUUUCAUCGGACGGCGCCACGCUCACAAUCGCUUUUGACAACGGCGACACCCUUGAUUUAACGCCCGACCACAGAGUGAUCUACAACUACGCAGACAUCCAGACGACGCACAUCAUCUACCCAGACGGCGUGGAGGUGCUGCACUUCCCCAACAACUACACAGAGAGGCACUUCCCAGACGGCCACAAGGAGGUCUGGGAUGCGGACGAGACGCUGACCAACGUUUUCCCCGACGGCAGCAAGGAGAGCGUGCUGAAGGACGGCACCGUCAUGCACGUGAAACCUGUCACAGUGCCCUCUACUGGUCAAGCUGCAAAUUUAUCUGCAAAUGCAAACACAACAGCCUCCACCUCCUCUCAGCCAACGCUCGCCAAAAAGACAGUUUUGUCUCCAGGUAUGUUGACGUAUUACGACUUGUACGUAACUUACAAAUAACGUGUGUUAACGGGUGUCAACGAUUGCCUAACUUACUUCCCACGGAUGCGGGACGUAUGAAUCAUACGUUGACAAAAGGAGUAGGAAGAAACAAAGCUUAUUUAAUCCUAACCCCCCCCCCGUUUCACAUCUGUUGCUGUACCUUUAUUCACUUCCUGUAUGUCAUGUGAUCUUUUUAAUACAUAGAAAAGGGAAAUGUAACACUAUGGCCAUAUAAUUGUCAAAGUUUUUCCACAAUCACAACCAAUAACAAUCAAUAUAAUAUGUAAAUAAAAACAAACAUAACAAAUUCAAGACUCUUCUUCCUUGUGUUUAGCAAACAUCAACUGCUUGUACUGUUUCUUCAUAUCGCUCAUCUUGGUGCUUUGAGUUGCUUGCUCAGUCCCUUCCAUAAUUUCAUUCCACAUACUGAGAUGCUGUGGGCGUGUGUGUGGGGGUGUGUAGCGUAGCAUUACGCACGUUCUCGCGUCAGGUUGUGUUUUAAGAGGUACCAUACUUGCCGUGGAAAAAGCCGAAUGGAAAUUUUUGGCCGCAUUUUGUGUGUACGCAAGAUUUAUAGGUGGGGCCACAGCCCCUCCCUUCACUCGCGUGUCCAGAACACGCAGUCGAUCACAGACCUGUGGCCUAGGGUGUCCUGCUGCCAAGUGCACCUGUGGACAUCCUUAUGUUGGACCAUGGUGUUUGUGGUGGAUAAACUGGUUCGCACAGAAGUCCAAUAACAUCACAGCGCACAGGUUCAGGUCGGGGAGGCCGUUCCUCCCAAUCACACCCCUCCAGGUCACGCGCUGAAGUCUCCCAGUAGAACCACGGAGUCACCAACUGGAGUGCUCUCCAGCACCCCUCUGAUGGACUCCAAGAAGGCUUGGUACUCUGAACUGCCGUUUGGCACGUACACACAAACGACAGUCAGGACCUUUUCUCCAACCAGAAGGCGUAGGGAAAGACCAGGUGAAGACCAGGUCACCCGGGCGCCCGUCUCCCAAACCACGUUGCAGCGGACCCUGAUGCUAUCCCCCGCAGUCGGUGGGUCUACGGGGGCUGGAAAUCCCAUGUGGCUUCUUUGGACUAGACCCCACUGGUGAAAGCCCGACCACCAGGCGCUCACCUGCGAGCCCCUCCCCCGGGUGAGGCCCGAGUAUCCCACAUCCGGGAAAGGUGCAGUCCGUCUUGUUUUUCUUCAUUGCGUCUUCUGAUCCUCCAACCCUGCGUACAUCAGCAUGAGACAGACGCCAUUUAUUGUUUGACUUCCCUGAUUCUGACUGCUUGGAGGAAGUCUGGCGUAGCGCAUCAAAGACGAGCUAUGUUGGUGGGGCACCCUCCUUUGCAUGAUAUCAAUGUGUUGCAAAUGUUGCACUGAGCCCACCAUGGUUGGUGUUGGAGAAAUGUAUAUAAAUGUUAUCAUAUAUUUGUCUUAAAGAAUGUAUCUUCCUUUGUUUGAACCACUAUAACCUCUGUAUGUGUGUGUGUCUGAGCAGUAAAGUUUUAUGGGGCUACGGAGAAGAAGAUGAAGGAACUCCUUCCUUAGUCAUGAUU
This is a messenger RNA of Dunckerocampus dactyliophorus (ringed pipefish), 5489 nucleotides long. Its product is annotated as centromere protein J-like. Bases 2667 to 3956 code for a protein of 429 amino acids. The record is from RefSeq and is a predicted model, not a curated record. The transcript is spliced from 12 exons. Gene Ontology annotation, molecular function: tubulin binding. NCBI's taxonomy places the organism in Eukaryota, Metazoa, Chordata, Actinopteri, Syngnathiformes, Syngnathidae. Gene Ontology annotation, cellular component: centrosome; centriole; nucleus. Gene Ontology annotation, biological process: centriole elongation; cilium assembly.